Messenger RNA from Tuber melanosporum (Perigord truffle), 1128 nucleotides. RefSeq lists its product as uncharacterized. The coding region runs from base 160 to 1128 and encodes 322 amino acids. Gene Ontology annotation, molecular function: water channel activity. The record is from RefSeq and is a predicted model, not a curated record. The transcript is spliced from 7 exons. Gene Ontology annotation, cellular component: plasma membrane. Lineage: Eukaryota; Fungi; Ascomycota; Pezizomycetes; Pezizales; Tuberaceae. Gene Ontology annotation, biological process: transmembrane transport.
AGCAUCACUACCACCAAAACUCCUACACAAUCUCACCAGCGCCGCUGCUAUUAUACCACCACUACCUCCCACUCUCUUAAACUCCCAACAAUAAAGAUAUAUUUUUCUUGAACAUCCUCUAAAUCUUGUUUAAUUACUUUGACGGACAGCGCUCGCAAAAUGGCUGGACAUAAAUCCGGCACAACUUCCCGUACCGCGCCACUUGAAGGGGCUGAUUCUGAGAACGCUAGCCUCAAUGUGGGAUCGCGCGUUCCCUUGAAGCAGAAUAUUCCCAGAGACUAUGCUCUUGCAGUUUUUGGAGAAUUUCUAGGAACCUUCCUAUUCCUGUUCUUCGCAUUUGGCGGCACACAGGCAGUCAAAAUCAAUCAUUCUGGCAGCGGCACUCUCCCUAAAGACCCUACUAGCGCUAUCCCAUCACCGGACCUUCUACUUUAUGUGUCCAUCUGUUUUGGGUUUGCCCUUACCGUCAAUGUUUGGGUCUUCUACCGCGUCACUGGUGCAUUGUUCAACCCAGCUAUCACUUUCGGAUGUGUCCUUGUCGGAGGGGUUCCUCCUCUCAAAGGUGCUCUAAUCGGAAUUGCUCAAUUGGUCGGAGGGAUUGCUGCGUCUGGCCUUGUUGAAGGACUCACGCCCGGACAGCUAGCCGUUGGGACGGCUCUGGCGAAGGAUGUCUCUAUUGUUCAAGGGCUCUUUAUUGAGGUUUUUUUGACAGCACAAUUGAUGAUUACAAUCUUUUUGGUAGGGAAUCUACAUCGUGCGACCUUUAUUGCACCGCUUGGUAUCGGGUUUUCCUUCUUUAUUACCCAGCUCUUUGGGGUCUAUUUCACAGGCGGUUCACUCAACCCCGCCAGGUCCCUUGGACCAGCGGUUGUUACCGGCGAUUUCCCGGGCUACCAUUGGAUCUACUGGGUCGGUCCUGGCCUUGGAGCAGCCCUCGGGGCAGCAGUUUACAAAUUCCUGCUCUUGGUCAAUUACAAGACACUCAACCCUGGCCAAGACGACGAUGGGCUUGCUGUUGUUCGUUGCGAGGUCGGUCGUGGGGGGAGGUCCGGGGAAACUUACGAUGAGAGUCAGGUGGUUUCUGGCCCGAGCGGCAUAGUACCCAAGGGAUCUGACGAGAAUGUUUAA